AUGCUGGCUACGGACUUUGAUGUUCAAUUGGGUGAACUCACUCGCCUUAAAAAUGAAGUUUUCAAUGAUAUAGAAGAUAUCAAGGCAUUAUCUAAAGAGGCCGACGAGGCUGAAUCCAUUGAAACAAAGAGAGGCACACUCACCAAACGUGCUCAUUACUCGAUCAACCAAAUGAAUGAUGUCUUGAGUGUUCUUGAGCUCUUGAUUCUUCAAUUUGCACCCAGAACCGCUGACCAGGAUCUACUUUGGGAGAAGUUAGCUCUCCACAAACUCACGGUUCGUAACUUGAAAGAGAAGCUCAGAAACAGCCAACUAGAAGCCUACGAACAGGAAAGUGAACGUGUUCACAGUCAAAUCGUUGAAGAAUACGUGAGCAAAUGGAAAGACUCUAACUUGGAUUCCAGGGAGCAAUUGUUUGCUGGGAGAUCAACACCGCUGGAAGAUAAAGAAGACAGGCCGAUUGAAGAUCAAGUUCUCACGCAGAAUAAAAAUAUCACUAAUAGCUUGAAGCUAACUAAGCAACUCAUGACCAUGUCUGUGAUGCAGACGGAGCUCAAUACGGAAACUCUCGAGCAGCAAACGAGAGAUCUCAGCAAGGUGAACGAUAAGCUUGUGGACCUAGAAUCCUUGUUGAACAAGUCUAGGCAGAUAGUCAAAUUUAUCGAGAAACAAGAUAAGAAAGACAAGAGACGUAUUUAUUUCAGCAUUGGGUUCUUGCUACUAUGUCUUGCUUGGGUGAUAUGGCAUAGAAUCUUGAAGUUACCUGUCAAGGUUCUUACUUGGUCGUUACUCAAGGUACUCGGCGUUGUUUCUUGGUUUACGGCGAAGAAGGAGGCUCCAAUAAUGGUAGACUCCUAUCAGUCGCCAGCUUUCCAAGAGACAACCGCAAUACUGUCAUCUGUGUCUUCUGCGGUUCAUCGAGCCAAAGACGUAGUUUCGUCAGAGGUUGAACUGAUAUCCAGUUCCAUACUUGACCCAAUUCUUUCCGAAUCGACCGAGUCUCCCAGAAGCGAAGUGGAAGAAUCUCUGGAUUUGUCUCACGCCGCUGAAACCCUUGGUAAAAUAGAUCAUAACGAGGAAGAGACGAGCAUUGCACAUGGCAUCGAGACAGACACGAUAUCCACCCAAAUACCUUCUCCAAGUCUGGGUAGCACGUCUAUAUUAACAGAGGAAGAAGCUGAAGGAACUAACGAAAUUGAAGAAGCGAAAGAAACUGUGCCUCUCAAGUCUACAGAGGCCAUUGAUUCACCCGUGUCUGUUGAACCCAUUGAGUCAGCCGAGUUUCAGCAAGCUGAACCAGAACCAGUUGAACCAGUUGACCCACGCGAAUCAGCAGAGUUUGAGCCAGUUGACCCAGUUCAGCAAGUGGAGCCAAUUGAACCAGCUGAGCUGGUGUUGGAUUCCACUUUGGUCAAUACUAAGACAGGCGAAGGAAGCGAGAAAACUGACCUGGUCGAGCUUGAAAAGCUGAAGGAAGCACCUAGAGAUGUAUCAGCGGGCCACGAAGAGGUCACAACAGUGAAAGAAGAGGCAGUUACUGUGCCAGCCGAAGAGGGCACUGAACUGUUGAAUCUAGAUGAAGAAGAUUGGGCUAAACUAGGUUUCAAAGAGUGGAGCGCACACGAGCAUGCUCAUGAUGAACUAUAA
Molecule: messenger RNA, 1647 nt
Organism: Candidozyma haemuli
Lineage: Eukaryota; Fungi; Ascomycota; Pichiomycetes; Serinales; Metschnikowiaceae
Gene: SEC20
Product: Sec20p
Exons: 1
Coding region: 1-1647 (548 amino acids)
Biological process (GO): retrograde vesicle-mediated transport, Golgi to endoplasmic reticulum
Cellular component (GO): endoplasmic reticulum; SNARE complex
Molecular function (GO): SNAP receptor activity
Source: RefSeq, a predicted model, not a curated record